Molecule: messenger RNA, 1326 nt
Organism: Camelina sativa (false flax)
Lineage: Eukaryota; Viridiplantae; Streptophyta; Magnoliopsida; Brassicales; Brassicaceae
Source: RefSeq, a predicted model, not a curated record
AUGGCUAUUUCGUACCAUUUUCCUGAUAAUAUUCAUGUCACUAGUACCCUCACCAUUAAGCUCAACAAUACCAACUAUCUCCUUUGGAAAACUCAGUUUGAGUCUCUUUUGUCAUGUCAAAAACUCAUUGGGUUCGUGAAUUGUGCUGUCACAGCUCCACCUCGUACCACUUCAACAACAAACAAUGAGGAAGUUCCAAAUCCACAGUAUGAAGCCUGGUUCUGCACAGAUCAACUCAUUCGGUCGUGGCUAUUUGGUACUCUGUCCGAAGAAGUCCUCGGGUAUGUUCACAACAUUACUACCUCUAGAGAUGUUUGGAUUUUUUUAGCUGAGAACUUCAAUAAGAGUAGCAUUGCUAGGAAAUUUACUAUUUGCCGUAGUCUAUGGGUUUUAGAAAAGAAAGACAUGUCUUUUGCUGCUUACUGUCGUGAGUUUAUAGCCAUUUGUGAUGCCUUGAGCUCUAUUGGCAAACCCAUUGAUGAGUCCCUGAAAAUAUCUGGGUUCUUGAAUGGCUUAGGUUGUGAUUAUGAUCCAAUCACGACUGUCAUUCAAAGCUCUCUGAGCAAGCUCUAUCCGCCAAGUUUUGGUGAUGUGGUCUCUAAAGUCGAAAGCUUUGACACCAAGCUUCGAUCAUACAGUGUUCCUGACUCUAUUGGUGGUCGAACUGGACAUAUUGUGACUGACUGCUGGAAUCGGUUUGACCACAACUACCAACGACCUGAUGUAGCUCAAGUGUUCUCCUCUCUGCAAAUCUCCGACGGGAAUGAUUGGGUCACUGACUUUGGAGCUACAGCUCAUGUCACUUCCUCUGCUACAAACCUGCAGUCAGCAACAACAUACAAUGGGAAUGACAUAGUUCAGGUUGGAGACGUGACAUUUCUACCUAUAACUCAUGUUGGCUCUACUACCAUUGCUUCCACUGCAAGUAAACUCUCGUUAAAUGAAGUACUUGUAUGUCCAAUUAUGCAAAAGUCUCUUAUAUUUGUGUCUAAACUGUGUGAUGAUCUACCUUGUGGAGUUUGGUUUGAUUCUAACAAGGUAUGUGUUGUUGAUAUAACAAAUCAGAAGGUGGUAGGAAAGGGUCCUCGAAGUAGUGGGUUAUAUGUGUUGGGGAAUCAAGAAUUUGUAGCUUUGUUCUCUAACCGUCAAUGUAUAGCCUCCGAUGAUACAUGGCAUCAUAGACUUGGACAUUCAAAUUCUCAAAUUCUUCAACAACUUAAGAACAGCAAGGAGAUCGUUUUGAAUAAGAGCAUCAACACCUCCAUUUGUGAGCCUUGCCAGAUGGGGAAGAAUAGUAGGCUUCAGUUUUUUUCUUCGGAUUCUUGA